AUGGGCCCACCCACCUCCACCAGAAAUAAUAUCACUCCCGGCCCAUCCAUCAUCUUUGAGGAUAUUCAUAACAUCGGCCCAUGGUCCGCUGGCCCAUCUUAUACGGGAUAUUAUGUGCAAGGGGUCAAAGGAUCCUUUGUUGAGCUCAUACGCAUCAUCGGCGAUGUCUUCCCACAAAGGCAGAGCCUGAGCAGGAUCGAGUGUCGGCUUAUUAUGAAUUCAUUUGGAUGCAAGGCAGUGCAUCCGAAAUUCAUUGAUGAACCAAGAUGUAAGCUCACGGAACAAGAGAUCUUGGAACUCAAAAACUACCUUCCUGAGUGGACUGCCGCAAAACAGCACGAGAAAACCAGGAAUAUUCACAGCCAUAGCUUGAGCAGCAAGGUUGUUUUCUCUGAAGCUCGACCAUGGAUAAUGGAAAAAGAGGAAGCAGGUGAUGCAUCCAUGCAGAUCUAUAAAACCUGGUUGUUCAACAACAAGAAAAAGAAGGAAACAAAGGACAUGAUAAAGUAUGGGAGGAAAUGGACCCCUAGGAUGGUGGUCUAUCAGCAGAACAGAGAUGAUGUGCUCAAGAAGAUUGAGGCGGAAUAUGGGGUGAAGCCAGGAGCUCCGGAUAUGUUCAAGUAUUACCAGGCGACCAUCCAGAAGGCGAUGGAAGAAUUGUCUGAUGAAGAGUUGGAGAAGGCGAAAGAAAAAGCCAACAAAUGGUCCAACAACAUUCCUCCUCCUGAGAUCCAAGUGCAAGUCACCAGUAAGAAGGGACCUGCAUACAUGGAGCACUUCUCCAAUGAGAUGUGGAGACAAUGCGGGAUGAGAGUGUUUGUAUUGUCCACCUGGAAGAAUGAGCAGGGACAGGUGCUAUUCGGAACGCACGAUGAUAAUGAGGCAUUGGGAGAUGGGGACAGCUUCAUGAAGACAAAGGACUGGGAGGAUAUCGAACCAAUGUGGCAGGAGUAUGCACAAGCACAGUUCAAUGCCAAGGCAAGGGAUGGCGAACAACAGGAGAAGGGACAUCGAAAAAGACCUAGGAAACCGGCCUUCGAACUUGAUGUGAAUGGGGAAGGCAUCCCAUCGCUUCCGGACACCGUGCAAACAAAGCUCGAGGAGAAGAAAGCAAUAGUGAGGGCGUUCCUUACAACACACUAUUUUGACCGGAUGUGCCCAGGACUCUGUUCUGGCAUCGACAAGGCCGUCGUCCCUUGGAGUGCCAUCAUAGAAUGUGAGGAUGACUUCAUAUCACCAAUGUAUCUUCCGAGCAGGGUGCAUUUGAAGGACCCUUUGAAGUUGCAAAACUCCGAUGCAACCGCCUUGCUGAACUUCUGGUAUGCUCACCAGGAGAAUGGUGAUGAUCCGAUCUUCCUGUUCAAAGCAUGGAAGAACACAGUCGGCAACAUGAUGAAACCAGCCUCGACCAGGGGAUCAGACAAGUCUCAUGCUUGCAUCCCUCACCGGGGCAUCAUGAUCAGGAGGCCACAGGAUUCAUCAACGGAAUCCGAGAUCGAUGGUCAGCUGCACCAUGCCCUUGCUGCCAAUGCCCACCGGUUCUCCGAAGACAGCCGAGUGUUAUCGGAGGAUGAUGAACCAGGGGAUGAUGACUCUGGCAUGGAUGAGGAUGGUGCUAGAACCGUCCAUCAGGGGGUUCGGGUAGUGCCAGGACCGCUGUCAGCCCGGAACAUUGGGCAAGGAGUGCAACACCCGCUUCCAAAGCCUUGCCCGAUGGGAGAUCUCCUCGCGGGGUUGACUUGUGCAAACCGAGGAGUUGACUGUCAAGACGAAGCUGCGACGGAGGAGGAGACACACGUGUCCCCAGUGCCAAAGGGAAUCCAGCAACAGAAAAAGGUGAUUGUGGGACCUCCAAGCAGAACUCGAAGUAAGACCAUGGAAAAGUCAUUAGAUAUUCCUAGGAGAGUCACUAGAGCGAGGGCAGGGAAGUAA
This is a messenger RNA of Suillus paluster, 1932 nucleotides long. RefSeq lists its product as uncharacterized. The transcript has 9 exons. The record is from RefSeq and is a predicted model, not a curated record. Bases 1 to 1932 code for a protein of 643 amino acids. NCBI's taxonomy places the organism in Eukaryota, Fungi, Basidiomycota, Agaricomycetes, Boletales, Suillaceae.